GAAGGGUGCCGGCGGCUCCCGGCUGUUGCCCCGCUUCGCUCAACAGAUGAAACGGCCGCAGAGAGAGAGCGAGUGAGGCGAGCCUAAGAGCUUCAGACUGGCUUCAGUGUCAGAUUUUAAUUAGCCCUUUAUUGGAAUUGUUUUUAUCUGAGGGUUUGAAUCUCACGCUGGAAAGCGGCCUGUCAGCUGUGUUAGAGAGCUCUGUGACUGGAGGACGUGGUGAUGGAGGCGGGGCUGAGUGUGCAGGCGGAGCUGGAGUUCCGAGGGGCGGAGUUCUCGGUCAGGGUGUCAUCGGGGGCGGAGCUUCUGGACGUGGAGGUGUCGGACAUGCUCAGUGCGGAUCAGUGGAGGGGGCAGUUUGACUCGGCGUACAUCGAGGAUCUGACACGGAAAACUGGGAACUUCAAGCAGUUUGCAAUUUUCUGCAGCAUGCUGGAGUCAGCCCUGACCAAGAGCAGCGAGUCCGUGACCCUCGACCUCCUGACUUACAGUGACCUGGAGCUGCUGCGGACCAGGAAGGCGGGGCUUGGGUCCCGGCCCCGCCCUUCAUCAAAGUCUUCGGCGCUCAACGCAAAGCGCUACCUCAUUCUCAUCUACUCGGUGGAGUUCGACAGAAUCCACUACCCCCUGCCUCUGCCGUACCAGGGCAAACCAGACCCAGCGCGGCUGCAGAGAGAGAUCAGAGAGCUGAGAGAAGAGCUCAGAGAGAGGGGAGCGGGGGCUGCACACACCGGCAAGGACUCGGAGACACACCGACUCAGAGCAGAGUUGGCGAAGCUGCGUCAGGAGAAGGAGGUGCUGGCAGGGGCCCUGGAGAGGAUGCAGGCAGAGGGAUCACGACCCCACAGUGACCCACGAGGGGUCAGGGUUCUGAAGGAUGUGGUGCACAGUCUAGAGGAAGAACUGCUGAGAGAGAGGACAAGGAACAAGAGAGCACAGAGCAAGAGAGAGCAGGAGUACAGACAACUACAGGAACAGCUGGAGGAGUUGAAGGAGUCUGAGAGGAGUCUGCGGGUUCGAGUGAAGAGUCUGACCAAUGAGCUGGCGCUGUGCAGGAAGGGCAGGAUGACCCCUCUGCAGCGCUCUGGCUCCUCCCUAUCCCGGGGGGGAGAGGAGGGGGAGGGGAGGCGCUCUGUGUCCCGGGAGAGGGAGAGGAGUCGGGGGAGAGCAGACUCUGCAGGACCCGUCAGAUCUGUGUCGAGGGAGCGGAGAGAGCGCUGGGCUGGAGGGGAAAGGGAGAGGUCACGGGAGAGGUCAGGAUCCACAGGACCACGGCCAGCUCCUCCACGCCUCUCCCCUUCAGGAACCCGAGUCCCACGUUUUGACCCCACAGCCUACGUGAAAGACAAGGAGCAGAGACAGAGAGAGGCGGAGAGGAGGAGCCAGCGAAACGUUCGUCGGGACCUGCUGGCCACUCCUCCCAGCAGUGAGAGGGGGCGGCCCCGCUCCAGAGAGACACGCCCCCUGGGCAGGAGGGCGGGGUCUGCAGGAAGGGGCCGGAGUUCCUCGACAGAGAGUGUGAGGAGCAGGCGGUCUUCUGCAAGCUCAUUGGCUGAGCUGGAGGAGUUGUCACAGCCACUCCCGUCUAGUGCUCGUCUUGGAGGCAGGAAGGCAGGUCGGCCCCUGGGCUCUGUGCUGUGGAACGCUCCUGGACUGCCUCGCAGAGGGUCCGGUGGUCCUAAGAAGCGCAUGUCCAGCACUCCGACUCGGAAGAACUGCUCUAGCGAUAAAGAGAACUCGUUUGGCCCUGGCGCUGACCUCUCUGAGAUCGACGCUCGGUUGCAGGCUCUGCAGGAGUACAUGAGGAACCUGGACACACGAGCCUAGCCGUGACCCCAGCGCACAGCUACAGGAGGGACCUGGCCCUGACCCCAGCAUGUCGAGAGUCCCCGAGUCUGGCCCCAGCAUGUCGAGAGUCCCCGAGUCUGGCCCAACCCCAGGAUAUCAAAAGGCCCGAGUCUGUUUGACCCACAGUGACCCUGAGUCUGACUCCAUUCCUGGUUUUACUAUGAGUUUAAUAAGACGUCCCUGAUCUUGUUACUUAUACACACUGGCUAAUGAAGCUCAUAUUGACAGACUCCAUGGCGAGAUGCUAUGCUCUCAGGGACUCCUGUGCGCAUCUCUCUCGCACUGAGAUUGAGGGGCAGGGGGCUCUGGGUGGACUCUUUCAUAGCGCAGUGAGCCGGUCCUUCACUGGAGUCCUGUGGUUUGAACUGGGACUGCGUCAUAAGGGUACAGACACUGGUUUCCAUUCUCCACUGGGUAACUCAGUUAUUACUUUUUUUUUUUUUUAAUUAAUUGAAUCAACAUCAAGAUUUCUAAUGUUGUUUUUUUACUUUCUAGUUUUUGUGCACUUUUGAGAAACAAAAACAAAAAGCCCCUGAAUGAGUCCUCACGGCAGUGACGCGCUGCGUCGUUAACCCCUUCCCCCCUGGAGCUGGCUGUUUGCAGCCCUGCUCUGCUGGUCACUCUGAUGAAGCCGCUGGUUAGUCUACUUGGCGCCUGUAGAGUCCAGACUAGGCAUAGUUGAACAGGAAGAGCGCAUUGACAGUGGAGGCAGCCAGGUGCCGCUACACGCUGUGUAAAAUCCCUCCAGAAUUAGGGGUGAAUACUUGGAAGUAUUAAAAGCAGGGGUCGUGGGGCCGGGGAUGAUUUUAGCCAUAUCAAUCGAGCCUGUGUGUUUUUAAUUUUUUUUUGUAAAAGCCUUAUUUUUUUUAAAUUAAACCCAGAG
Messenger RNA from Polyodon spathula (Mississippi paddlefish), 2731 nucleotides. RefSeq names its product centrosomal protein CCDC61-like. Lineage: Eukaryota; Metazoa; Chordata; Actinopteri; Acipenseriformes; Polyodontidae. The transcript is spliced from 13 exons. Gene Ontology annotation, cellular component: centrosome. The record is from RefSeq and is a predicted model, not a curated record. Bases 223 to 1827 code for a protein of 534 amino acids.